Solea solea (common sole) is the source of this 590-nucleotide messenger RNA. RefSeq names its product 2-iminobutanoate/2-iminopropanoate deaminase-like. Lineage: Eukaryota; Metazoa; Chordata; Actinopteri; Pleuronectiformes; Soleidae. The transcript is spliced from 6 exons. The record is from RefSeq and is a predicted model, not a curated record. Gene Ontology annotation, cellular component: cytosol. Gene Ontology annotation, molecular function: deaminase activity. The coding region runs from base 123 to 533 and encodes 136 amino acids.
GUUCCUGUGUCGUCAAAUACUCCUCCUCUCUUUCACUCCCCUUCUCCUUUAACACAACUUUCUCUGUUUUACAUUGUUUUUAAGUGUCUGUGUGUGCAUUGCAAAUCAUAUACAUCGGUGAAAUGGCUGCUCUCAUCAGGAGAAUCAUCAGCACAGCGAAGGCUCCUGCUGCGAUCGGACCGUACAGCCAAGCAGUGGUGGCAGACCGGACAGUGUACAUCUCAGGACAGCUGGGAAUGGAUCCUGCCAAUGGACAGCUGGUGGACGGUGGUGUUCAAAAUCAGACCAGACAGGCUCUCAUAAACAUGGGUGAAAUCCUUAAAGCUGCCGGCUGCAAUUAUGAGAAUGUUGUCAAAACCACGGUGCUCUUAGCUGACAUGAACGACUUCACCAACGUUAAUGACGUAUACAAGCAAUUCUUCAGCACUAACUACCCAGCCAGAGCUGCGUACCAGGUUGCUGCUCUUCCCAGAGGGGGGCUGGUUGAGAUUGAAGCAGUUGCUGUUUUGGGUCCUCUGACCAAUAUUUCCUAACAAGAUUGUGCCUUAUUUUGUAGACAAAUAUCAAUAAAACAAACUGAGUACUAAUUA